This is a messenger RNA of Striga asiatica, 962 nucleotides long. Lineage: Eukaryota; Viridiplantae; Streptophyta; Magnoliopsida; Lamiales; Orobanchaceae. The record is from the annotation of a GenBank genome assembly.
AUGUUCCCACAUGAAGCAGAAACACUGCACCAAAACAACAUUAAUUCUAAAAACCAAAACAAACUGAAAUAUCUUAUGGAGGUUAGUGAAGCAAGUAUUAUGAUGAUUAGCAAUAGCAAUAACAGCCCUUGCGCAGCCUGCAAGAUUCUACGCAGAAAAUGUGUCCAGAAAUGCGUGUUGGCCCCUUACUUUCCUCCAAACGACCCGCUCAAGUUCACCAUUGCUCAUCGUGUGUUUGGUGCCAGCAAUAUAAUCAAGUUCUUACAGGAACUUCCCGAGCCACAAAGAGCGGAUGCAGUUAGUAGCAUGGUGUAUGAGGCGAAUGCACGGUUAAGAGACCCAGUGUAUGGUUGUGCGGGUUCAAUUUCCCAACUCCAAAUGCAAGUCUCUCAACUCCAACAACAGCUAGCUAAAGCACAAGCACAAAUUCUCAACUUACAAUGCCAACAUUCUACUCUAAUCUCACUUUAUUCCAUGGACGCGCUAUCAAAUGACCUAAUAAACUCCUUCAAUGACUUCAACAGUAGCCCACAUACCAGUUUCAUGGAAGAUAACAACAUUGGACUUCUCUUGGACCCACUUUGGACAUGAAAAAUAGUCAUAGUCCAACUCCUAAUUAAUCGACUGUUGUACUAAGAGAUCAUUUUUAUAUUUAAGUUUUAUUUAUGCCAUAUCAUCAAUUUAUUACCGCGAUUAUUAUACAAAAUUUUGUAAACAUGCAUGUGUUGAGAGACAAAUUAAAGGAGAGAAUAUUAUUUUCCUAAGUUAUUUGAGAGAUGAGAAAAGUAAAGCCUAGCUAGCUAGCUGCAUAGUUUAGUAGUUGAUAAAAUUCUAAUGAUUAUGUUAAGCUAAAGCUGAUGAGAUCGACCGGUGUGCAUGUUGCAUCAUGUUAUAUUAUCAUUUCAAAAGGAGAGAUGUCAUUCUCCUAAUUAAGUCCUAUACUUCAACUUAACACAACUUUU